This is a messenger RNA of Fusarium coffeatum, 2823 nucleotides long. RefSeq lists its product as uncharacterized. The transcript has 4 exons. Gene Ontology annotation, biological process: proteolysis. The record is from RefSeq and is a predicted model, not a curated record. Lineage: Eukaryota; Fungi; Ascomycota; Sordariomycetes; Hypocreales; Nectriaceae. Gene Ontology annotation, cellular component: cytoplasm. Gene Ontology annotation, molecular function: calcium-dependent cysteine-type endopeptidase activity. The coding region runs from base 1 to 2823 and encodes 940 amino acids.
AUGAAGCCUCCUCAGCCUGCCCCUGGCCCGUCGGCCCCAAACACUCCCUCCAAGUCGAAGCACAAGAAGCUCGGCCCUCAAGCUCUCGUAUCCAAGUUCUGGAGAAAGUAUCACUCCAAGACUCCAGGCAAAGUUACUUCUAUCUUCCCGCAGAGUCUCUACGAGUCUCUUCUUACAGAUGCGGACUCUUCCUACCCCAAAUCUCGUAACGCGGCACAGAGCUACGAGGCGGCUGCUAAAGACUGCCGUGCUCGAGUUCGUGCCGUUGUUAAAGAGUGUGAACGCACCAACGCAAAGUUCAGCGAUCCGGACUUUGACAUAGAGUCCGAUUUUGCAUCGCAUCAAGAUAAUUGUCUUUAUGGCAUUGAGAGAAACUACUGUCCUAUCUGCGACAGCGAUAGCGAGGAUGAUGAACCAGAAGGACCUGAAUAUGACUCUCCCCCAGAGACUCAGGCUCGAUGGAUCAAGAAAUCUCGUGAUCGCAAGUCCAACAAGCUGCCACAAAAGAAGAAGCGUGAUGUCGAUAAGAGCGCUUCCAAGAACGAGGACGCUAACCACAGAGACCUCAUCUGUCGUAGCAAAAGGCCUGGUUCAGUCCACCGCAUCCCUUGGAUCUUCGAGAACCCACAGUUUACCGUCGACGGGUUCUCCAGCUCAGAUAUCAAGCAGGGAGCCACUGGCAACUGCUGGUGGCUGGCUGCUCUUGCAACCAUCGCUCAUCGCAAAGACCUGAUGAAAAAGAUCUGCGUUGCAAAAGAUGAGGAAUGCGGUGUCUACGGCUUUGUUGUCUAUCGUGAUGGAGAGUGGACCUCGACUGUUGUGGACGAUAACCUCUAUUUGAAGCACAACGACUUUGGAGAGGACAGUCAAGUUUACGAUGCAACCCUCAAGAAAGCACGCAAAUACAAGAGGCAGAAGCAAACAGGUUCCGAGGCCUUGUACUUUGCCAAGUGCGAGGAUCCCAACGAGACCUGGUUGCCGUUGCUAGAGAAGGCGUUUGCCAAAGUUCAUGGUGAUUACCAAGCCAUGGAAGGCGGAUGGUCUGGAACCGCCGUCGAAGAUCUUACUGGCGGCGUAGCCACUGUAGUCGCAGGAAACAGAGUCCUUCGCAAGGAGCGACUAUGGCGAGAAAUGCUUGGAUCGGACGACGAAGCAGGAGAGUUCGUCUUUGGUCUAUCCGCAGGUGGACCUGGCGAUGAACAUAAGAAUGGAAUCGUGCUACAGCAUGCUUAUUCCGUCCUCAAAGUUGCCGAGGUGGAAAAUGAAGACGGCGUCAAGGUUCGCUUGGUCAAGAUUCGAAAUCCCUGGGGCCAGAGAUCUGAAAACGGCCAAGGCGAGUGGCAUGGUCCAUGGUCAGACGGGUCCAAGGAAUGGACUCCAUACAUGAUCAAGAAGUUGGGCCAUCAAUUUGGCGACGAUGGAAUCUUCUGGAUGUCUUUCAACGACAUGCUCGACAACUUCAAGUGGAUGUACCGAACCCGACUCUUCGAUGAGCGAUGGACUGUUGCUCAGCAGUGGCUAAGUGUUAGUAUCUCCUGGCUCACUGGUUACCUUAAGAAGAAGUUUGUUGUUGAGGUCAAGGAAGAAGGCAUGGUGGUUAUUGUCCUUUCACAGCUCGACGAUCGCUAUUUCACUGAUCUCAAGGGUCAGUACGAAUUCACACUAAACUUUCUCGUUAAGUCGUCCGAAACCAAGAAAACCAUCUGCGCGGUACGUCCAGUGCACCAGUGGGACCGACGUAGUGUAAAUUGUGAAGUCGAACUCGAACCAGGCACAUAUGAAAUCAUCCCCAAGAUUAUGGCGGAGCGAAGUAUGUGGAGGCCUAGAGUCGAGAAGAUGGUCAAGAGAGCAGCAGACCAGAACCCGAAGAAGCUGCGUCAGAUAGGUCUGCAGUACGAUCUGGCUCAUGCCAAGGGUGGAAUAGUCGACGAAGACGAGGCCCUUCGAAAGAAGAGAGAUGCCAAGAAAAAGAAGAAGAUCAAGGGUAAGAAACAAGAAGAGAAGAAUAAGCAGAUGGCAGAGGCCAUGGCUCAGAUGGAGCAAGCCAUGGUAGCAAUGAGGCACGAGUACAAUCAGACCCUCAAGGAGAAAGAGAAAGAGAAAGAGAAAGAGAACGAGAAGGAGAAGGGAAAAGACAAGGGCAAAGACAAGAAGGAGUCGACCCCGGAACCAAAGAGUGAUGACGACUCUGAUGUCAAGGGAUCAUCUGACGUUGAGACAAAGUCAGACAAGGUUCUUCCAGGAUGUUGGCCAGAAGAAUCUGGAAAGAACAACGUUGAUGCACCGAAACGUUGUGAAACAUCGGUCGAGCCAAGGAAGGAGGCAUCUACAGAAGACAAAGACAAGAGAAGACCAUCUCCCUCCGGUCCUCGGCGCGGAGGUCCUCCAUCACCACCAUCGGGGUUACCGACCCACUACCAAGAUCAGGUGCAAUACCCAGACUAUCGACCUCCAUUUCGAAACAAUAGACGGAUGACCAUGACGGAUUACAGCAUGGACCAUUACCCCGUAUUCACACCACCCACAGAACCCACCUCCGAAUCUGACCAAGACAACUCCUCAUCCGGGUCAGGCUCAGGCUCAGAUACAGUAUCUGACGACAACUCGUCAAGCUCCGACAGCGAUGACAUAGGGUUCCCUACGAUAAGGCGUUUCCGUCUCGGUCAGCGCAAGAAGCAGCCGUGGAAUGCUGUGUGCGUGAUCGGCCUCCGCGUCUACGCUCAGCAUGAAGGCAUCAAGGUCCGUCUUGCUGAUCAGAAACGUAACGAGGCUACUGAGCUCGUGGCACCCGAAGGAAGUAGCGCGGCUGCUCCGACUGAAUAA